Lathyrus oleraceus (garden pea) is the source of this 552-nucleotide messenger RNA. RefSeq lists its product as uncharacterized. The coding region runs from base 1 to 552 and encodes 183 amino acids. The record is from RefSeq and is a predicted model, not a curated record. The transcript has 2 exons. NCBI's taxonomy places the organism in Eukaryota, Viridiplantae, Streptophyta, Magnoliopsida, Fabales, Fabaceae.
AUGACUGAAAAAGGCAAUACGGCAAUGCCACAAACACUACCACCAAAGAUAAAGGAUCCAGGUAAGUUCAUCAUCUCUUGUACCAUUGGUGGAGUAAAGAUCUUGCACGCCUUGUGUGAUAUAGGAUCUAGUAUCAAUGUAGUUCCACUGAAUAAGGUUAAAGGAUUGAAAUUAGAAGAGAUCAUAAUGAGUAAUAUGACUCUCACUUUGGUUGAUUCAUCUGUUACGUAUCCUCAUGGUAUCUUACAAGAUGUGUUACUACACGUCAAUGGUUUAGUUUUUCCUACAAACUUCGUGGUGGUUGACAUGAAGGGAGAUACAGGAGGUUCGGUUAUUCUCGGAUGCCCAUUCUUGGAAACCGGGAAGGCUUUAAUAGAUGUGGAAAUCAUUGAACUUAGUUUGAAGUUCAACAAGGAAAAUGUGAUGCUUAAUGUGUAUGAGCGGACACCGUAUUUGUCAGAUAGGAGCAUCGGUGCGAGAAAGUUGGACGGAAACGACGAAAAACUGAUAAAAGACCAAGAUUCUGCACUCAUGGUGUUUGUCAUAACGUGA